Molecule: messenger RNA, 1649 nt
Organism: Brassica napus (rape)
Lineage: Eukaryota; Viridiplantae; Streptophyta; Magnoliopsida; Brassicales; Brassicaceae
Product: reticulon-like protein B18
Exons: 7
Coding region: 178-1581 (467 amino acids)
Source: RefSeq, a predicted model, not a curated record
GUUGUCUUUUUUCUCUCCAUCAAACGGCUAUCUGAUCCACACAGUAGCCGGAGAAACAAAAAAAAAGCAGAGAACAAUCUUCAAUAAAUUCUCUGAGAUUCUUUCUCAAUUAAUAAACUUCCAGAUUCGGAAAAAUCAAUCCUUUUCCAAAAAAAAAAAAAAACCCCCAAAUUAAUAAUGGAUUUUUCAACACCUCCUUCCCGUCUCGCUCGGAGAAACAACACCACCACUCUCGUCAAAACCAACGGAGAUUCUCCGAUUCCGUCUCUCGAUUUGGUCCUAUCCUCUCCCAAGAGCAACGAUACUCCUCUUUACCCGUCUCCCGCCUCACUAUACUCACCGUCCUCCCCUGUUACGCUCCGCCAGAUCCUCCUCUUGUCCCCUUCCCCUCUCCGGAAAUCGAGGACCCGUUUAGCCAAUCGGUUCGAGAUGGAGGCCGCGGAGGCUGCGCGGCGGUGCAAGACGAAGGGAGGGCAGAGCGGUCUUUUGGGUAGUGCGUCGCCGAGGAGUUGCCGGAGAUCGAGGCGGAGGUCGGAGGUGGUGUUGGUGGAGGAGGAGACGAAGCCUGUUGUUGUUGUGUUGACGGAUGAAAAAAUGACAAAGCCGAGGAAGCAUAAGAAGACGGGUCGGUCUAAGAAGGAGAAACAGAGUUCGUUGCCUUCUUCAGAUCUGAGUAAAGAUGUUUGUGAAGGUGAUUUGGAGCGGAUUAGAGAGAAUAUCAACGAUUUGAUCAUGUGGAGAGAUGUUGCAAAGUCGACCCUUUGGUUCGGUUUUGGGUGUUUGUGUUUCUUAUCUUCUUGCUUUGCUAAAGGUUUUAGCUUUAGUGUUUUCUCAGCGGUCUCUCAUGUUGGACUUCUGUAUCUUGGGGUAUCGUUUUUGUCACACUCUCUUCACCAAAGGGUGAUUGAAGAAACAGAGCGGAGAGAGGUUAAAGUGAGUGAAGAGGAUGUGUUACGAGUAGCUAGAAGAAUGCUUCCCAUCACGAAUUUGGUGAUUUCAAAGAUGACCCAGCUUUUCUCUGGCGAACCAGCAAUGACACUUAAAGUAGAAUUUACUAAAGACUUCAUUCUCUAUGAAUGUGGUUUGCUCGUUGAGAUUUUCCUUAUGAUGUUGAUUUUUCAGGUGGCACCCUUUGCUCUAAUAGGAGCCGAGUAUGGUUACCUCAUAACAUUGUGGAGGCUAUUUGCUUUAGGUUUCUUCCUCAGCUUCACCGUCCCAAAACUAUACUCAUCUUAUGCUAGUCAGAUUAACCAAAAAGUUGAAAAUGCACAAAAGAGAAUAGUUGAAGCGUGGGGAAUAUGCACACACAAGAAGUUCGUGGCAGGCUCAAUGAUCACUGCCUUCUGGAACCUGACUAGUCUCAAGAUCCGUUUCUUCACAGUGUUCAUCAUAGUGGUAGUCAUCAGAUACAAAAGGCAGAAUGUACAGUUAGAUUCCGAAGAAGAUGAGGAGAAGCAACCAGAAGGACAAACUCAAACGGAGCAACCGGAGGAGAAGACAACAUCGCCGCCAAUAGAAGAAGAGCAAGCGUUAGUAGUGGUGGCUGCAGAAACCGAAGCACCACCACCAAAGAAGCUUUAAAAAGUCUAUUGAAACUUGUUGUAACAUCAAUGUUAUUAUGAAUAAAUAGUUAAAUACCUUUUCAAUUA